AUGCAUUCCUAUAGUCAUUUGCUUUCCCUUUUUCUCUUUCUUUCCCUUCUUUCGUUUCUUCAUUCAUUUCUCCGGUACCUUGAAAUCAUUCACUCUGAAUUUCUUCAUCAUUCUCUACUUCACAUUCAUUCCUGUUUGUUCUUUGUCUCUUCUUUCCUUUUCGGUCUCCCCCCUUCGUUCUCCCCCUUUCCUUUGCCUUCGGUUCUUCCCCUGCCCUCCCCCUCUUCUUUCCUUUUUAACGGUUCUCCCCUUUCCCCCCCACUUUCGUUCUUUCCUCCCCCUGCCUUCUCUUUUUGUUCUUCCCCCUGCCUUCUUCUUUUCGUUAUCCCCUUUCGUUCUUCCCCCCUUCUCCCCCUUUCGUUCUUCCCCGCCUUCUCCCCCUCUUCUUUCCUUUUUGGUUCUCCCCCUUUCGUUCUCCCCCACUUUCGUUCUUUCUCUUUUGUUCUCCCCCUGCCUUCUCUCUUUUGUUCUUCCCCUGCCUUCUCCCCUCUUUCUUUCCUUUUUGGUUCUCCCCCUUUCUUUCUCCCCUCUUUCGUUCUUUCUCUUUUGUUCUCCCCCUGCCUUCUCUCUUUUGUUCUUCCCCUGCCUUCUCUCUCUUUCGUUAUCCCCUUUCGUUCUUUCCCUGCCUUCUCCCCCUUUCGUUCUUCCCCUGCCUUCUCCCCCUCUUCUUUCCUUUUCGUUCUUCUCCUGCCUUCUCCCUCUCUUCUCUUUCCAUUCUGCCUCUCCGUCCUCAGUCUGCUUUUUUUUUUCAUUUUUCAUCUCCGUUCUCAUUAUGUGUAG
This is a messenger RNA of Acanthosepion pharaonis, 780 nucleotides long. The record is from the annotation of a GenBank genome assembly. Lineage: Eukaryota; Metazoa; Mollusca; Cephalopoda; Sepiida; Sepiidae.